GGGGUUCAAUUGUUCAUGAAGUGGUCCACGUGGGCGCUCUCCCACUUCUUGGAGCUUGGAAACGUCAUGCAGGACGCAGAGCAAGCGUGGAAAUCCGUCGCCUUCAUGUCAUUCUCUGUGUGCUUCACCAACUUCAGACUGUUUCACCCGUCAUUCUCUGUGCUCUGUUUUUCUCCUUGACUCCCUCCUUCUCCUUCUCCUUCUCCUUCUCUGUUUUGCUAUCCACAACAGGACAAUCUAUCUCUCUCUCUCUCUCUCUCUCUCUCUCUCUGUGCCAAAAUCUUGUUGGCUGGAGAUACAGAGAGAGGGGGAGAGUACUGGUGAUCAGAGCAUGGCCAGAUCAGAGGGCACAGUCUACAAGCUGUGCUUGGUGUGUUCCAUGCUUGUGAAUCUCUUCUUUGGGGUGAAUCUUUAUGUGGGUCGCCGUGGCGUGUGGGGUUGGAAGCGGGGCAACGAUGAGGUGCGUGUCCAGGGGCUGAGCUGGAGCGGGAGAGCGGCGGCCGAGGCCGAGUUGGCGGCGGCGGAGGAGUGCUCGGGCCACGGGAGGGCGUUUCUUGACGGGAUCAUGGUCGACGGGCGGCCGGUCUGCGAGUGCAGCACUUGCUACGGCGGCCCGGACUGCUCCCUCUUCAUGCCCUCUUGCUCUGCCAAUGCCAACGGGGGAGAUCCAUUGUUCUUGGAGCCAUUCUGGAAGCAGCAUGCAGAGAGCAGUGCAGUAGUGGUGGCAGGGUGGCACAGGAUGAGCUACUCCUUCAGUGACGAGACCACCUUGUCCAAAGAGCUUGAGUCUCUCCUCAGGAAGCUGCACUCCCAGGUUGGGAAUGCCGUCACAGACGGCAAAUACAUUUUGUUUGGUGCUGGCUCUACCCAACUCCUCAAUGCUGCUGUCCAUGCUCUCUCUCCUCGCAACUCUUCACUUCCUGCUUCUGUUGUGGCCUCAAUCCCCUACUAUGCGCUUUAUCAAAUGCAAAUAGAGUUUUUCGACUCGGCAGACUGUAGCUUCCAGGGAGACACGGCGCGAUGGAAGAACGCAACCAACACCACCGGGGACAUCAUCGAGUUCGUGACUGCACCAAACAAUCCCGAUGGAUUGUUGAACGAGGCCGUUCUCCAUGGCCCUAAUGUUAAAACUAUUUACGACCGUGCUUAUUACUGGCCACAUUUCACCGGGAUUCCUUCCCCGGCAGAUGAGGACCUCACCAUCUUCACUAUCUCUAAGCUCACUGGUCAUGCCGGUAGCAGAUUCGGAUGGGCAUUCAUAAGGAAUGAAGAGGUGUACGAAAGGAUGGCGUGGUACCUGGAAUUGAACACGAUGGGCGUCUCGAGGGACACUCAGCUAAGAGCUCUGAAGCUUCUGAAAGUGAUCGUCGAAGAUGGAGGGAGGGAAAUAUUCGAGUUCGGAUACAAAACGAUGACCAAACGUUGGGACAGACUGAGGAAGACACUGUCCAUGUCAACAAGAUUCUCUCUCCAGAAAAUCCCACCCGAAAACUGUACCUUUUUCCAGAAAGUCAGGGAUCCAACUCCAGCUUAUGCAUGGGUGAAAUGUGAGAGGGAGGAAGAUAGGAACUGCGUUGAGAUCCUAAGUGCAGCCAAAAUCAUCGGUAGAGGAGGGAGCGUGUUCCAUGACGACGAGAGAUAUGUGAGGCUCAGCAUCAUUAGGAGCGACGACGAUUUUGAUGCAUUGAUAAGCCGUUUAGAGAGGCUAGUCUCCAGGGAAGAUGGAGCCAAAACCAUGUGAUUGCGAAGAAAGAAUGACAGUCAAUCUUGCGUUGAUUUGUGAUUCUGGUUUUGGACAAAGUGAUUAAAUCACGGGAUCUAUAUGUACAUAUCCCGUGUACUAUAGCCAUGGUCAUGACUAUUGACCUCUUUAAGAAAGAGUGAUGUAUAGGUCUUUAACUUACAGUGUGUUGCAGACAUUUGGUUUAUAGCAGACUAUAAUGCAAGACUGCAUAUAUUUCUCUUUU
Molecule: messenger RNA, 1967 nt
Organism: Syzygium oleosum
Lineage: Eukaryota; Viridiplantae; Streptophyta; Magnoliopsida; Myrtales; Myrtaceae
Product: tryptophan aminotransferase-related protein 4-like
Exons: 5
Coding region: 332-1741 (469 amino acids)
Biological process (GO): amino acid metabolic process
Molecular function (GO): transaminase activity; carbon-sulfur lyase activity
Source: RefSeq, a predicted model, not a curated record